UUUCUUGAAAAUUGGAAAAUUUGAGUGGAAGAGCGGCAGUUCGAAACGAGUCGUCACCGCGAGAAGAUGUAGUCAUAGAACAAGUAUCUGCCUAUAAAUUUGGCAUUGGCCUAUUUAGAUGGAAAAUAUCCCUAUUUUUAUUUUUAUGAAUUAAAGCAUGUAGUAUGAAAAAUAUUAGGUACCGUAGUUAAAAUGCAAACGUGAGUGAUUGUGAGUGCCGAUUUAUUUGUUAAAUUUUCGACUGCAUGGGGUGACUCUCUACUUAGUAUUGACGCCCCACGUAACUGAUUCUACACUCUGCCGGAUUUUAGUUUCUCACUCAACUUCAUGAUAAGACGGAUAAGUGAUACCAGCUCCAGCGAAGUCAAUCUAUUGCUUGUCUGACUGUGGGGAUGCCGUUGAUAGUGGGUGUGGGAGGCGGCAGUGGAAGCGGCGUGAACGGGAACGGAGGCGGCGAGUGGACCGGAGACGACCAAUCAGCUGCCGACUCAGAGGACGAGGAGCUGCUGUCGGACGAAGUGUCGGACUCCGACGAGGCCGGAUCCGGCGGAGUCGGACGUGUCGGACAGCAGUCGGGGUCCGUGCGGCCAGGGGUGCUGAGGAAGGUGUUCACCAACAGCCGGGAACGCUGGCGUCAGCAGAAUGUCAGCGGCGCGUUCGGCGAACUCAGGAAGCUCGUACCCACUCAUCCACCCGAUAAAAAACUCUCCAAGAACGAGAUACUGAGGAUGGCCAUCAGAUACAUACGACUCCUAACAGGGGUUUUAGAAUGGCAGCAACAUCAGUACAUACAAAACGCCAACAAUAACAAUAAUGUAACAACGGAAAACAAUAAUAACAUAACUAGCAAUAAUAAUCACUACGGUCAUGGAGAUUUCAACAGACGAUCAAAUCCUUACAGAAGAAACCAUAUUGCAAACCAUCGCACUUCACCUUACAACCACAAGGGACACCCAUCCAGUCCACAGCAGGCGACAAAAUCGGAAGAAAGCACACACUCUCACAAUACACUCUCCACAUCGACAGGGGUGCAGACGCUGAAGGUGGGGGACUUGCCUCGGGUGAAAAUUGAAGAGGGCGGAUCCAAUUCCUCCCCCGACCAGCCGCAGUCCCUAACCAGCGCUAGGCUUCUAUCAACCGCCUCCGAUCUCAGGAUCACAAAGGAUUUCAAGCAUGGUAAACUAUAAAAAAAUAACACUGAUAGUAUUGUGAUUAAGUGCAGCUGGGGUUCCAAUAAUAAGCGAUUAUGAGAAAUUUAUUACAGCUAGGGUUCCAAUAUCCACCGAUUAUGAGGAAAAAAUAUUGAAUGUUCAGUAUUAUUGACUAAACAUGAGUUUUAUUCACUACGUGUGUAUUCACAUUAUUGUCGUUAUUUCAGAGUGUUAGCUGUUACUUUUAUUAUUUGUAGCUACUCACCCCAUUUCGACUUCUAUGUGUAAUAUUUUUAGAAACGUAGGUUAUAAUAGACAUAUUUUAUCGUGUUCUUCGAAAUAUAAUAUCGAGAAGGAGUUGGGAAACUCCUGUCAGUGACGAAAUAUUAUCAUAUAUAUUAUAUAUAUGUAACCUACAAUGUAAUAUCUAAGGAUAUUUCCCCAUUGGGAGAAUGGAGGCUCAAAUCCAUUAAAUUUUCAAAUUGGAAAGUUUGAUGGCAUUGGACAUUCAAUGAUAUGAUCCAUACAAUAAAUAUGUCGAAAGAUCUCCCACUUCUCAGAUCUACUGAGCAUCCCUGUGUUACUUGCAAAAUUGAAAAGGACAAAUAUUUGAAAUUCAAGAAUCAAUCUCUCUUCUGCAACAAAAAUAACUAAAAAUCACCUUUCAAUUUUCCUCGCAGACCUUAACGUGAUUCACGGAUGCCCUCCCAAUACUGAAUAAGCUUACACCACUACUUUCUUACUUAUUACUAAUUCUAGUGACCAAUUAAGAAAUAUUCAUCUGUGUCUAUGUAUAUCGAAGUAAUCUUGAUGUUAUAUUAUUUAGUUGUUAAUAAUAGUUGUUGACUAGCUUCCUAUAGUAUUAUACAGUUUUUUGUGAAUAUAUAGAUAUUGUCUGACUCUUUUCCCUGAUCAAACAAAUAACCUUGCAUGUAUGUCUCUAAAAAUUUCUCCAAAUUGUGUUACCCUUGCAUUUUAUUAAUUGUUAUUAAAAAUGAAAUAAAGAAAUAACUUGUUCGAGAAGAA
Messenger RNA from Nilaparvata lugens (brown planthopper), 2177 nucleotides. It is a transcript of the gene HLH3B, whose product is annotated as T-cell acute lymphocytic leukemia protein 1. Lineage: Eukaryota; Metazoa; Arthropoda; Insecta; Hemiptera; Delphacidae. Gene Ontology annotation, biological process: regulation of transcription by RNA polymerase II. The transcript is spliced from 5 exons. The record is from RefSeq and is a predicted model, not a curated record. Bases 393 to 1187 code for a protein of 264 amino acids. Gene Ontology annotation, molecular function: protein dimerization activity; RNA polymerase II cis-regulatory region sequence-specific DNA binding; DNA-binding transcription factor activity, RNA polymerase II-specific.